UCCAGGAGGCUGGUGGGGAGGCAGGGUGACUACGGUCCACGCAGGGGUGUUUCGCUCUCCGCGCCCGCAGGGCUCCGGGCGCUGUGGGCCAUGGCUCCACCCCGGGCGCCCAGCCGGGACUGUGCGGGCCGCGAGGACGAGGACGGCUGGGAGGCGCGAGGGGACCGCAAGGCCCGGAAGCCUCUGGUGGAGAAGAAGCGGCGCGCGCGCAUCAACGAGAGCCUGCAGGAGCUGCGGCUGUUGCUGGCGGGCGCCGAGGUGCAGGCCCGGCUGGAGAACGCCGAGGUGCUGGAGCUGACCGUGAGGCGCGUGCAGGGCGCACUGCGGGGCCGGGCGCGCGAGCGGGAGCAGCUGCAGGCCGAAGCAAGCGAGCGCUUCGCUGCUGGCUACAUCCAGUGCAUGCAUGAGGUGCACACGUUCGUGUCCACGUGCCAGGCCAUCGAUGCCACGGUCUCAGCUGAACUCCUAAACCACCUGCUGGAGUCCAUGCCGCUGCGCGAGGGUAGCAGCUUCCGGGAUCUGCUGGGGGACUCCCUAGCCGGGCUGCCUGGAGCCCCGGGGCAGAGUGGCUGGCCUGUGGGAGGGGCUCCCGGGUCCCCACUACCCAGCCCCCCGGGUCCUGGGGACGAUCUAUGCUCUGAUCUGGAGGAGGCCCCUGAAGCUGAACUAAAUCGGGUGCCUGCUGAGGCGCCUGAUUUGGUACCCACAGCCUUGGGUAGCCUGACUGCAGCUCGACUGGCCCAGAGUGUCUGGAGGCCUUGGUGACCAACACUAACCAGGGACCUGCCGGCAUGGGCUGGGCCAUCCCUAGCUCUACUUCCUCCCUGGAUAUCAGAUGAGGUGGAGAGGGCCCAGUAUGCCCCCAAGUGUGCCCUUCCCUCUCCUCCAUGGAUGGCUUGCAGGGCAACUCUUGGUGGCCAGUCCCCAGACCCUUAGCACUGUUUCUUGAGAGUCACUUUGAUGGACCCUUCAGAUCUGGAUGGGGGGAGGGAGGGAGCUAUGGAAAGGAAGAAGGCCCUGUAGGGGUACCAGGGCUCCCACAUGCACUUGUCCCUGUCCUUCUGGUUCCCUGCUGGACCUAGGGCACGGGGCAGGGCUGGUGCUACCAUCCCUGGAGGCUGAGCACACGUCCUGAGCAGUGCUGACCUGAACAGCUCAAAUUUGCCACUUCAGUCAGGAGACCAGGGGAGGAGGUGUACUGUGCAGCCACACGGCGGGCUGUGUCCUGUAUCCUUUGUAGCACAUUCGAGUUUGUGAAUUUGGUUGUCAUCAAAUGUUCCCGUUGAAUUAAAUAAAGAACUUUGGAGUUAGUUA
Messenger RNA from Nannospalax galili (Upper Galilee mountains blind mole rat), 1314 nucleotides. RefSeq names its product hes family bHLH transcription factor 6 (gene Hes6). The transcript is spliced from 4 exons. Gene Ontology annotation, cellular component: nucleus. Bases 91 to 765 code for a protein of 224 amino acids. Gene Ontology annotation, molecular function: protein dimerization activity; RNA polymerase II cis-regulatory region sequence-specific DNA binding; DNA-binding transcription factor activity, RNA polymerase II-specific. The record is from RefSeq and is a predicted model, not a curated record. Lineage: Eukaryota; Metazoa; Chordata; Mammalia; Rodentia; Spalacidae. Gene Ontology annotation, biological process: anterior/posterior pattern specification; regulation of transcription by RNA polymerase II; regulation of neurogenesis.